Molecule: messenger RNA, 1410 nt
Organism: Synchytrium microbalum
Lineage: Eukaryota; Fungi; Chytridiomycota; Chytridiomycetes; Synchytriales; Synchytriaceae
Exons: 8
Coding region: 1-1410 (469 amino acids)
Biological process (GO): small GTPase-mediated signal transduction
Cellular component (GO): cytoplasm
Molecular function (GO): GTPase activator activity
Source: RefSeq, a predicted model, not a curated record
AUGGUGGUCAGCCCAACUAGGAGCACUGGCGACGUCACCGAUGAGGAUCUGCAGGAGCUGGUGGCGAAAAGGCUUAUACUCGAAUCAGGUGUCGACUUUGAAUCACGCCCCCUACUAGCAAUAUACGGUUGCUACUUACCAAAUCCCAAGCAUGCCAAUUAUGAUCGUUUGCUCGCCUUGAUCAAGGACAGACUCGACCAGUUUGUAGAGAGUGAUUAUGCGGUCGUGCUGUUUUCGUCUGGAGCUUCGUAUCAGCCACCAAUGACAUGGUUUUAUAGUGCAUAUAAGCAACUUGGAAGAAAAUACCGAAAGAAUCUAAAAAAUCUCUAUAUUGUGCAUCCUAAUAUGCUGACCAAGUUGCUUUUGCAAGUAAUGGGAACAGUCAUUAGUCCCAAAUUCUUCAAGAAGGUCAUAUCUGUACAUAAUCUCACUCAGCUGGAAACUCUCAUUCCUAUCAAGCAACUGAUUAUACCGGAUGUGGUUCGAGAGCGAGUGCAUGCUAAUGUAAAGUUUGAACCAAAAGAGUCGUCAUCUUUGAUGAAGCCAAAACAGUUACUUGGACCAAAACGCUACUUUGGUGCCAGACUAGAAGAUAUGAUGGGCAAGGACGGUGAAUUGGGAGUGCCACUUGUGAUUUCAGACUGUAUAGCAUAUAUACGGCGUGAUGACAAUUUGAAGACGGAAGGACUCUUCCGGCGCUCCCCUUCCUCACAAAGACUGAAAGACAUAAAAGUCCUAUACGAGAGAGGAGAGAAGGUCGACUUGUCAUCUUUGUGCGAUGAUGUGCAUCUACCGUGUGUAUUGAUCAAGAUGUUUUUUCGAGAAUUGAGUCAGCCAAUCUUUCCUGCUUCUCAUUACCACUCUCUCAAGAUUCUCUCAACUCUCGGGCACGCUGCUGCCCCUAUUUAUAUCCGCACAAACGUUAUACCGAGUCUGCCACCCGCAAGCCGUGUCUUAUUAAAGGCAAUCUUUUUCUUGCUCCAUGCCGUAUCUAAACAAUCAUCAGAUAAUCUCAUGACACCAUACAACUUGACAGUUGUUUUUGGGCCCAACAUAUUUAGAAGCGAAGACCCUCUGCAAGAUCUGGCUAUCGCCUCCGUCUCCUCUUCAGGGAACCAAGGUGGUGGUGGAGGUCUAUGGUUGAUGUACUGCAUAGAACGCUAUCCUGAGAUCUUUGGCUCUGAUGACGAGGUGACCUUAAUAGCUGCGCCGAUCGUCGACGCGGUAAAGACUGCCACCUUAUCCGUAACGGAACGCCCACAAUUCAACGCCAGCAAGUCACCACGUGUUAUACCCUCAACUAUUGUUGCUAAUCAAGAGGAAGACUUUGAAGAUGUUGUUUGUGAAGAUGAUGAUAUUGAAACAAGGCUGCAGAAUGAUCUGCUUAUAGACGAUGCUGAAGAUUUGUAA